UAUAGGAAAGUUGAUUAUAGUUGAAUGGGAGGCGUCCGGGAAAGAAGUUAUGAAAAAAAAAAAACAGACUAAAAACGUUCAUCAAGAAAAAAUCAAAUGCAGAACCGAUUAUAAAUCUCGGCAAAUACAGAAGGAAAGCACUUCUAGAAUUCAAAGAAGAAAACGAUGUGAAUUUCUUGCGCAAUCAAUGGAUAUCCGGCGACUUUUGGACUGUAACAAAUAUCUGCGCGGUGUCAGAGACAAAGAUGGUAAAAGUAACAAAUUUACCAAAGAAUGCAAGCAGAAGAGAUGUGAACAAUUACUUUACAAGUGCAGAUAUGGUCAACUUGGAGCUUGAUCUGGAUGUCUUGGAGAAAUACUUCUACCCUGCAAAAGGAUUUUGUGUGUUGAACUUUUCAUCUGCGGCUGACGCAAAACGUGCCUGUACUGGGUACAAUGACUUCAAGGAGUUCAGGAAGUGUCAGCCUGCUUUAGAACCAUAUUACGAGGAGUUAGAAACUCUGGCUGAAUUAUCUUCAGGGAAAAUUGAAGAAAUUAAACCAAUCACAGUUGACAAUAUUGAUAAUAUGAAGAUAAAGUUCAUGAAAGAUUUCUGCAAAGCCAACAUUGAACAAAAGUUUAAAUCAGCUUGCGCUAGCAUCUUUUGAGCUAAAGAAGGAAGAAAUAAAGUAGGAUUGAAGUUCGACUGGAAACACAAUGAUCUGAGGCAGGAACAUAGCAGAGCAUGGGAGAAGAAUGUUAGACAGCUGUUGCAAAAUAUACUGGAUGAUAUAGUUAUUGUUAGAAAGAACCUUUCGGCAGAUGCCUGGGAUAAGGUACAAGAAGUUCUCAUACGCUUUCCGUUGGAUUCUGUCUUGAUCGAUGAAGAAGCAGAUGAAUACAGACUGACUAUCGUUGGACAUAAAAAGGACAACGCUUUUGCGAAACUCGAAAAAGAUAUUGACGCGAUACAACCUCCUAAACCUAUUGUAAAGGCAAAUGUUACGGUCAGCAACAAAAUCAAACUUGCUGCAUUUGCUGACCUCCAGAUGGGUGAAACCGUUGGAGGAGUAACUGUAGAUUGCCAAGUCAACAAAGGAGUUAUUAGAAUACAUGGCGACAAAGACACUGUAGAUAAAGCAAAAAUUGAAGUCUUAGAAAUUUUAAAUCAGAUAGUUUUACAGUCGUCUAGUUUCAGUUCAAAAGAAGUUGCAAAUAUACUGAUCACUCCGCUAAUGCGUGAUAAGAUAGAAUCAUACAAAGAUGUUCAAGGGGAGAGGUGUGGUUACAUGAUCGAAAAUGAUACACUCUAUGUUUUCUCGACAAGUGAAGCAAAUCUAAAACAAAUUGAAAAGACUAUAAAGGCGCUCAUAAUCGAAGAGGAUAAGACGCUACAAGGAAAGGUAGAAAACGAAAGCACUUUCAAGGCAAAAAUCAAAGAAAUUGAAGACAUAUACAGACCCUACGUAAAAGUGACUUCCAAAAUAUCAAAAGAAAAUGUAGUGAUACAUAUUGUGUGUGGUAAAGAUUAUUACGGUCCUGUAUGUGGCGACAUUAGUGAAAAAGUUGAAACCUUACUUGUCACAAAAGAAGAAAUCCGUAUUUCUCCGCAUAUCGUAAAAUAUAUUCAAAAAAAGUCCAUUAAAAAUAUUCAAAAUAGUAUGGAACAAAUUGGACUGCCAAAAUAUGUUUUUGAGAGCGAUGCCGAAAAAACUGUUCUACAUGCCAAAAGAAACGCAAGCGUCAGACAGCAAGUUGUAAGUAUUGUUCAGACAGAAGCUAAGAAAGUUCAAGUUUCGUGGAGACAAUUAGAAGAAGAAGGAAUCCAUGACUAUUUUGCUGAUGGUGAGGGAUACAAGUUCCUUCUUAAUGAAAUUCCGAAACAUCAGUGUGAAUUUCGAAUAGCGACUCAGUAUGAAAUGAAAAACGAAGAUAUGCAUUGUAUUGUUAUUCUGGAAACGGGACAAGCGCUUUUUGUUCGAGCAGGAACACUUGAAAACCCAAACCUCCAAGUUGAUGUUAUUGUUAAUGUAGCAAAUAAAGAGUUAGAACAUAGAGGUGGUCUUGCUGCAGCUCUUGUAAAAGCAGGUGGAAAGUCUAUUCAAGACGACUGCACCGAUUACAUCAAUAAGAAUGGUGAAUUACAGCCUGGAGAUAUCUACGUUGGUACUGCUGGCAAAUUACCUUGCCAAAGAGUUAUCCAUGCUGUUGGACCUGAAUGGAAAGGUGGAAAUAGUAACGAAGAUGACAUCUUACAAACUGUGGUUGAAAAUAUUCUUGAAUCGAUGAACAAAAACAAAGAAUUUAUCUUACGUUCGGUGGCUUUACCAUUAAUUAGCGUCAGUGUGUUUGGAUUUCCACGGUCAAGGUCGGCAAAAAUAAUACUGGACACCAUGAAAAACAAGUUAAAGUCCACUCCGAACGUACGAGAGAUAUAUUUCUAUGACCCGAACCCAGACAUCGUUAGAACAAUACAGAAACAAAUGCAUGAUGUCUUCGGAGACAAAUGUUUUCAUUUGCCGGUGCGAAACAUUGCUGUUGGAAAAGAGAUGAUUGCAAGGUCUGAUCCGUCGAUACACUUUAAUCUUCAAAGAACUGGUAUAAGAACGCCUCUCCCGGGCGGUACGAAGAUCAUCUUUAAAUGGGGAGAUCUUCAGACCACUGCGGCGGACGUAUUGGUAAAUGCAACACCAACAGCCCCUACACCAUCAGGAAAGAUCAGUGACGACUUGAAAUAUGCUGCUGGAGUUGAGUUUGCUAUGGAAUCAGAAUGUACUAAAGCGUUUAAGAAAGUAUUUCCAAGUGGACACGUGCCUGAUGGCAUGAUGGUGCAGACUAAAGCAGGAAGACUAGAUUGCAGUGAAAUAUACCAUAUCAAAAUUGACAACAACAAAUCAUCUGGAUGCAGUUCUCUUGCUGGCUACAUUACGACUUGCCUUAAAGAAGCUGUGAGACAGAAAAGAAAGACAAUUGCUUUUCCUACGAUUGGUACUGAGGAAUGCGAUUACCCUGGAGACAAAGUUGCUCUCGCGUUCAUACGAACAAUUGGAGAAUUCAUGCAGCUGCAUAUAACAUGUUCUCUGACUGAGAUUACUAUAGUCAUCUGUAACACAGAUAUUGUUACCAAAUCGGCGUUCGAAGUAAUAUUGGAGCAGUUGUAUAGCCAAAGGCCACAUAGACUGCUUGCAGACAUAGAAGACACUGUGGAGACGAUGGAUGAUAUAACAGUCAAGCCCAAAAGAAGACAACCGUCUUCAAAACGACCUAGAUCAGCUGUGCAUAGGAACAGGGUUCAAAAACAAAACGAAGGAUCGUUUGCAAUAGAUGGCACUGACGGAGCAGCGAGUGCUUUAGAAGUAGGAGGAAUAGAGAGUUCUAAGGCGGACGUUAUUGUUUGUACAACUUCCUCUUUCCCUAAGCUAAACGGUGCCAUAACAGCUGCCAUCAUCAAAGCGGGUGGACCAGAUAUUCAGAAAAAAUGUUACAGACGUUACAAGAGUUACCCAGAUUCAGGAGUUGCUUCCACAAAUGCUGGGAAUCUUAGCUGCAAGAAAGUCUUCUAUACAGUUCUUAAAGACUAUACACCAGCGAAUGCUAAGAAUGUGUCCAGGGAUGUACUUAGAUGCCUGGAACAGGCAGAGAAAGACCACUUUACAUCUAUCGCCAUGCCAACUUUUGGUACUCGUGAAUUUAAAUACCCUGAUCAAGUGUCGGCGAGUCAGAUGUUCAGUGCCAUUAAAGAAUUUUUCAAGAAGAAACGAAUUUACUUAAAAUUGAUAGUGGUCGUAAUGUAUGGACCAGCACAGCAAACUUGUCAGACAUUUUAUCAAGAGGCGGUCAAGUUCUUCAAACAAAUGAAAGUACCGACGACGAAUGCAGCUGUUGUCAAUACAGCCAAAGUUCAAAAUGUUGGCGAUCUUCUUUGGAAAGUACCAAAGUCAUGUACAUCUCUUUGGAUAACAUACGGAAAUCUUGAGCUGGCAAAGGCUGAUGUUAUAUUAGACACAACAACAAGCUUCUUUAACCUGAACGGUAUCAUUCCUGAAUCACUUAUCAAGCAUGCUGGGCCACAACUAAUAAAGGAAUUUAGGCGUUUCGAAGGCAAUGUGAGUCCCGGGAUGAUUGUUGAAACAAAUGGGUAUAAUCUUGACUGCAAACGAGUCUACCACUAUUUAAUGCCUGAGUGGAAAGAACUUGACGGCGAACAGAGCAUUAGCAACUGUAUUGAUGAUUGCCUACAGAAGAUGAAGCAAAGUGGACUAAGAUCUGUAGCCAUACCUUCUGUAGGUACUGGUGGAGCAAAAUAUAACCCGAGAAAAGUAGCGCGUGGUAUCUACAGAGCUGUUGCCGACUUUGGUGCUGCAAAUGGUAAUGUUAAUUGCCACGUGAACCUGGUUUUGUUCCCAGCUGCUAAGGAUAUAAAUAAAACAUUUACGGAAGAACUUCAAGCAUUUAUGAGUGGUAAAACAAAUGAGCACAAACCACCUGCGAAAGGGGUGCGUUUUGCUGAAGACGGCGACGACAAAGGAAACAUUCAUGUAGAUGAUGAUAUUAUUAUUCCUACAAAAAGAAGAGACUUUCUUCUCAUACAGUUUACAUCUGAUGAUAGUAAAAACGUGGAUUUGGCCUUCAAAAGCAUUAAAGCUAAAGUUGAACGAGAAACGAGAGAUGUGGAAAUAGACAUGACAAAUGAAAGCAAUAUAGAUGAUCUUGAUCUUGUAAACAAAGGAAAAAAUAAAAAAACUAUUAAAGACAUUGGUGAAGAUUACCAUGUCAAGGUCAUUGUUGACACCAAGGCACGAAAGGUGAAGGUCAGAGGGCUUGGCGAUGGCGUGAUUAAAUGCUUCGAGAGAAUUCUUCGAUUUUUGCAAGUAAGACGACAGGAAGCUGUGUCAAAAGACAUUGGGAAGAUAGUGUACCAGCAUAUCGAAUGGUAUUAUACUGAAGACGAUGGUAAAAUAUGGGUACCGUAUCCAAUACACAUAAGAUACCUGCUUGAAGACGCUAAUUCUACAAAAGUGACGGAGAAAGAAUUUCGUGACAUCAAUGAAAAGCUCUAUGUCGUAGACUUCACGAAAAUGGAAGAAUAUGUGAAAGGGGAUAAAAAGAAAGAAACAACAGUGACAGUGAUAAGAAAAGAUUUAACAGAAGGAGCGUUACAAGCGUUACCACACACCUGGCAGGCAAUGGGAGAGUCUGAAAAUCUGAAGGAGGUUUUGCUCAAUUCCACUGACCAGGAGUACAAAGAUGUUGAAGCUAACUUUAGGGCAACGAUUGGAAACUAUGGGCUUUCUCAGAUCAAAGAGAUUCGCAGAAUUCAGAACCGAACAUUGUAUCAGCAAUACCAGACAAAGAAGGAACAAUUAAAGUCGGAACAUAAAAAUGUCCCAAAUUUAGAAAUAGAAUGUACUCUUUGGCAUGGUACUCAAGAAGACAAGGAAAAGUCUAUUACUUCCAACGGCUUCAACAGAAGUUAUGCGGGUGCAACUUUCCAGGGAAAAUUGUGGUACGGUAUGGGCGUUUACUUUGCUGUCAACUCGGAAUACUCCACUCAACAAUUUUAUUCACCUCCCGACAAUAGUGGCUGGAAGAGGAUAUACCAGGUUAAAGUUCUCACAGGUUUGACAACACCGGUACAACAAGGGUACAUGGAGAGAUUCGCUCCUCAAGUACCUGGCUCUGCAAUUGACAGAUAUAACUCUACAUGCGACGACGGCGCAAUUCCAACAGAAUUUGUGAUUUAUAACGACACCCAAGCAUACCCAGAAUAUAUCAUAUUGUUCAAAUAAAAUGGAGAUUGACAGGAAAUAGUGUGGAGUUGCCUUAUUGUAGCUUGUUUUCAACAGGAAAACGUCCAAAUUAACUGUGAUAGUUUUGAUAACUUUUAGCUUUGCUUUUCUAUAGAUAACAUAAGAAUAGAUAAGAUGUGUUUAUUGUAAUAGCACUUUGUAUGAAAAUAUAUAAAUUACACAAUAAUAGCAAUAAUGUCAUGCAAACUGUUCUAAUCAGAUAAUAUGAGAGACUUUCAAGGUAUUACAUUUGAUAAAAUCAUUUGUAAAUAUGCAUAUAUGAAGUUUCAAACCUGUACUGGAUCUUAAUUUCGUAUCAAAAUUGAAGUAUUAUAAUACAUUUUCUAUUGAUAUAACUUAACUGUCUAAUAGGACAAAACAGUCCUAAACUGUAAAUCAAAACUGAAGUCCUCUGAUGCAUUAUAUAUUUACAUGACCUAGGUCGAUAAAAUAAGUUUGCUCUAAAAUGUUAAAACGUGUUUCGGCAUUUUAAAUUAGUAUAUCAUGGCAUCAACGCGAAACUAGUCUAUCUGCUUCUAUUUCUAUAUACACAUAGACUAGUUUCGCGUUGAGGCUACGAUAUCAGGACUUAAUAGUAAAAUCAUUUUUUAUUAGCUCAUCUGAUUUUUUGAAAAAAAAUGAUGAGUUAUUGUCAUCACUUGAGCGGUUGUCGGCGUCGGCGUCGGCGUCUGCGUCGGCGUUGCCUGGUUAAGUUUUAUGUUUAGGUCAGCUUUUCUCCUAAACUAUCAAAGCUAUUGCUUUGAAACUUGGAAUACUUGUUCACCAUCAUAAGCUGACCCUGUAUAGCAAGAAACAUAACUCCAUCUUGCUUUUUGCAAGAUUUAUGGCCCCUUUUGUACUUAGAAAAUAUCAGAUUUCUUGGUUAAGUUUUAUGUUUAGGUCAACUUUUCUCCUAAACUAUCAAAGCUAUUGCUUUGAAACUUGGAAUACUUGUUCACCAUCAUAAGCUGACCCUGUACAUCAAGAAACAUAACUCCAUCUUGCUUUUUGCAAGAUUUAUUGCCCCUUUUGGACUUAGAAAAUCAGUUUUCUUGGUUAAGUUUUAUGUUUAGGUCAGCUUUAAUCCUAAACUAUCAAAGCUAUUGCUUUAAAACUUGCAACGCUUGUUCACCAUCAUAAGUUGACCCUGUACAGCAAGAAACAUAACUCCGUCCUGCUUUUUGCAAGAUUUAUGGCCCCUUUUGGACUUAGAAAAUAUCAGAUUUCUUGGUUAAGUUUUAUGUUUAGGUCAACUUUUUCUCUUAAACUAUCAAAGCUAUUACUUUGAAACUUGCAACACUUGUUCACCAUCAUAAGCUGACCCUGUACAGCAAGCAACAUAACUCCAUCCUGCUUUUUGCAAUAAUAUUGCCCCUUUUGGACUUAGAAAAUCAUUUUCUUGGUUGAGUAUUAUGUUUAAGUCAACUUUUCUCAUAAACUAUCAAAGCUAUUGCUUUAAAACUUGCAACAGUUUUUCACCAUCAUAAGUGGACACUGUACAUCAAGAAACAUAACUCUAUCCUGCUUUUUGCAAGAAUGAUGGCCCUUUUUAGACUUAGAAAAUCAUGGGUAGGACAAUAUUUCUAUUACACUAAAAAAAAUCAGAUGAGCGUCAGCACCCGCAAGGCGGUGCUCUUGUUAUCAUUACAAUAGUUAAAUUUGAAGCUUCUUCCAACAAUGCAAUAUGAAGACAGUUGUACAAAGGACAAUGCAUCAAUACAUGAAUUCCAUACUUAAUAGCGGAAUACAAUGAAAACGGGUUUGAUCCCUUACUUACACGCCAUUGUAUCUGCCAAGUUCUAUAUCAAUCGAGGCUGUGAUUUUAUAAAAUAUACUUAAAAGUUUCUUGCAUUACGAUUCAGAUCAAAAUUUAUCUUUGAAGUUUUUUUCUAUAUUAUGGGAUUGUUUCCCCCAUUUCUCAUCUAUGUAUUUUCAUGAUUUACAGUUGCAUUUCAUUCUUGAGUACAGUUUUCCAUAACGUUUGAUAAAAUAACAUAUAUAAUUUCACAUGAUUCAACAUUCUAGCAUAGUUACAACCUUUUAACUUUUGACUAACUCCUAUAAUUCAAGACCUUUCACCUAUAUGUUCGUACCCAUAUGACAAAGUGUACACAAAUUAGCUAAAACUGCUUUCCAGCAAUAACACGUCAUAGAGUUCCAUCCAGUGACACCACAGUCCGCAUCAUUCGGAGUAUAAUUGCCAAUAUUGGGGAAAUAGGUAUAUCAAUUUUGGACAUAUUUACAGUUAAUUUAUUUUGGCAUGCAACAGUUGUUUUAGAUACAACUAUACAUACAUAUUACUGAUAAAAUAGUGUAAAGUUCUUUAGUUGCCUUAUGAUACAUAUAAUACACGUUGCGGCAAUAAAUCUGUAUUCUAGACAUAAUUCAAACCUAUUCUUUUUGUAAUUCUUUGUUUAAAUUCUUCAGUCUUAGCAAUCUAGACAGAUUUACAGUAACUAAGAAGUGUUAAAAUGCAUUUUAGCUUAUUGCCUUUGGCAUGCUUUGUUUUGUUGUUUAUUGAUCGACUUUAUUUUCAUCUCAAGUAUUGGUCCAUAUUUACCCAGAUGCAAUUUUGUUUAAAAUAACCCUUUUACAUUCUUCAAUUUUGAGAGGGUACUUACGAAAGAUUGGUGGUUCUACCCAGGUGUCAGCCAGUGAUGCUAUAUAACCCAUAGGGACAUUUCGGGUCAUCCGCCGGAAAGUCGCCACAUGACAUAUAAUUGUGUUGGUGUGGCGUUAACUCUAUCAAAAACAAAUAAAUCAAAUACGGUGGAAGUAAAAUAAGUUAAAUGUCUCUUCAGUACACCUUUUAUCAUUUGUCACAUUUGUCAACGAAUUUAUCAUAUGUCUCAGCGCUUUUUGUCAAAUUUUAUCAGUGUUUCAUCAAAUUUAUUACUUUAUUUAGAGAUGCAUUACAGUAUUUUACGUCUGAGUUAAUUGUCUCUCCAUUAAGUUCCAAAAUAUAAGUAAAUAUUUAGAUUUGAACAUAACUUGUAAUAUGGAGUACAAACUUCUUGGAGAGAAGCAAAGCAUGGCGUGUCGUCAGUAGACUUUAAUUGAAUACAUUUUUAAUGUUUAAAGUAUACUGACUGAAGCUACAGUUGGUAAGAAUAGAGUCUGAAACUUCAAUUGAAAUGAUGGUACAAUUAAAUUGAAAAUCGUAUAGAUAUUCUAACCGACGUUUUAAACUCAUAUACUCUUGGUCUUUAUAUACUGUUUUGUUUGAGUUUAAUAUAUAUACUACGUAUUUUAUGCUUUAUCUAAGCUUUGGACUUGAAAUGUAUACUAAGCAUUUUCUGGUGUACCUGUCCUCGAUGAGAUAUUUUGAUAAACGUUAUAAGCAAAAGUCCUUAUGUUCAGUGGUAUAUAUUCUUCGGCCGCUGCCAACAAAACUGAAAUAGGAAAAGUAGUCACACCUGUGGAAGGGCACACUGAAGGAAAAAUUAACAGACUAUUUAGUUUAAACGAAAACCGUGCACAUUUUUGUAUUAUAAAAAUAUUUACAUUUUUAAUACAAAACUUCGAAAUGAAGCAUUUUGGUGUCAGAAUAGAUGUGUUUUAUAUUUUGUGAUAAUAUAUUUUGUGAAAAUACAGUAAAAUGGGCAUUAUGACAAUCUAUUAUGAGUGUGUUCAUUGACUUGGGGUUAACUGUUCAUUUCAUUACGUUCAUUGCUUUCUUUGUCAUCUUCCUCUGCUCACAUUUCUUUUGGCGUCCACUAGUUUCUUUGUCAUUUUGCUUUGCUCAAUUUUCAUUUGUCGUCAACUUGAUUAUGCAUUUUGUUUUGCUCAAUUUUCUGUUGACGUUCACUGGUUUCUUUGCUAUUUUGCUUUACUCAAUUUUCUUUUGGAUUCCACUGGUUUCUUUGCCAUUUUGCUCUGAUCAUUUAUCUUUUCUUAAUUUUCUUUUGGCGUCAACCGGAUUCUUUGUCAUUUUGCUGUUCUCAAUUUUCUUUUGGAAUCUACUGGUAUUUUUGUCAUUUUGCUCUGCACAAUUAUCUUUCAGUGUCCACUUCGGCGUCCACAUGUUUCUUUGUCAUUUUUCUCUAUUUUCUUUUGGUGUCCACUUGAUUCUUUGUCAUUUUGAUCUGCUCAAUUUUCUUUUGAUAUUCACUUGUUUCUUUGUUAUUUUGCUCUGCUUCAUUUUCUUUUGACAUCCACUGGUAUCUUUGCCAUUUUGCUCUGCUCAAUUUUCUCCACCGGUAUAUUCGCCAUUUUGCUCUGCACAAUUUUCUUUUGGCGUCCACUGGUUUCUUUGUCAUUUUGCUCUGCUCUAUUUUCUUCUGGCGUCCACUGGUAUAUUCGCCAUUUUGCUCUGCACAAUUUUCUUUUGGCGUCCACUGGUUUCUUUGUCAUUUUGCUCUGCUCUAUUUUCUUAUGGCGUCCACCGGUAUAUUCGCCAUUUUGCUCUGCUCAAUUUUCUUUUGGCGUCCACUGGUUUCUUUGUCAUUUUGCUCUGCUCCAUUUUCUUCUGGCGUUCACCGGUAUAUUCGCCAUUUUGCUCUGCUCAAUUUUCUUUUAGCGUCCACUGGUUUCUUUGUCAUUUUGCUCUGCUUUAUUUUUCUUUUGGCAUAUGCGUACAGUACGGGUUUACUCGUUUAUAUAAAUAAUUUUGAUAGUCUAGGUAAAUAUUUGACCGGUCUUACGAAUUGGUAAGUAUUCUAUUCAUUAAAGAUAUGUGUGUAAGAGUUUUAUCCUUCGGGGAUAAAUCUAAACUGUCCUAAAAUUUUAGAAUACAGGAACUAUGAGGGUUUGCUAACAAUUAGGCGGUGGCGUUUUGUCUCUUACCGUUCCAAGGUGGUUCGUAAACUACCGUAUGCUUUAAUUUGUUUCUUUUUUUUCAGUGUUCGUUUGUCUAAUUCUUUAACUUGCCUACGCAUUUUGUACAUAUCAAAUACAUACACUGUUUUGUAAUGUGGCUGUUUCAGUUUGCUCUUUGACCUUAUUUUAAUAAUAGAUAUUGAAAUGAAUAUUUACUUUAGAUGUGAUCUCUGUUGUAUUGUUUUGCACUUUGCCCAUUUUGUCAGUGCUUAUACUGUCUAAAUAGUUCAUAGUAUCUGUAAUAUGAUCUUUAUCAGAAAAUAUAUACUUUUGUAGAUGUUUAAAUAUAUAUUUGUUAAUUAGA
Mercenaria mercenaria is the source of this 10890-nucleotide messenger RNA. Its product is annotated as protein mono-ADP-ribosyltransferase PARP14-like. Lineage: Eukaryota; Metazoa; Mollusca; Bivalvia; Venerida; Veneridae. The coding region runs from base 1029 to 5768 and encodes 1579 amino acids. Gene Ontology annotation, cellular component: cytoplasm; nucleus. Gene Ontology annotation, molecular function: transcription corepressor activity; NAD+ poly-ADP-ribosyltransferase activity. The record is from RefSeq and is a predicted model, not a curated record. Gene Ontology annotation, biological process: negative regulation of gene expression. The transcript is spliced from 26 exons.